AUGCAAGGACCAUCUUUCUCUGAGGCUCUGCGUCUGGCCUCAUACUGCCCACCACCUGUACACCCUACCUUUCCAUUCACUUCUCCAGGCACAUUCACUGCACUACACAGUCCUCCUUCCUCAAGCAUUAAAACCCCAAGUCUUGCUACCGCAUCGUCCAAUGAUUAUCCCAGCAGCGCGUCGCUAUCUAGUGCCCUUCCAUCCUCUGCACCGCCUCCACAAGCUUCAGUCCAUCCGUUACUGACGCCCUCUCCUACCGCUUCAUGGUGUGUACGCACAGAUCCCUCCAGAGGUAAGCAGUUCAGUGGUUUGGGGUCUAUACCAACUGGCUUAUCUAUGCUGCGAGAAAAGCGUUCGGAAGUCUUUGAUAAAGAGAGUGUCAACAAGGCCCACAAGGCAUUUACAACACAACAGGACCAGUUACAUCCCAGCACGUCUACGCCAACACCAUCUAACUUUCUGAGGCCAAUGGACGACAGUAGCACAUUGGGUAGACAGGGAAUUACAACUGAGGGUGAGACGCGAAUGCAACUUUUAGAUCUUCAGAGAAAAUAUGAUGCUCUAUUAGCACGUCUUGAUCAGAAGACCAUGACUUCUGAGUCGUUGACAGAAGAACUCAGAUCCAUGCAAGAAGACCUUGACAAAACACGGAAAAGCUGUGUCACUCUAGCAAACAUCGUCCACGAAAUAGCAUAUGACGAAUUUCAGUCUCCGCUUUCGUCUCACAACGAGCUUGAUAGCACAUCUGUUACUGGACCUAGUGUAGAUACGUCUGCGAUAGCGUACACAGUCGACAGCACUACUGAUGUCCAGCCUAUUACAAAGCUCAAGCACAAGAACGUGGUAAAAUUAGAUGAUCCAGUGCAGAGUAUAGACCUAACAAGGACAUCUGAUUCUUUUCAACAAGUACAUGGAGAGCCUACAUCACAUAGCGUCUUCUUGCAAAGUUCUCCAGGCGCAGCUUUAAGAGUUGCUUCCAUUAAAACUCCAAGCAAACAAACACAGAUGAAUAUAGCAAAAGCUACACGUUAUCCCAACGGCUUCACCUCAACGUCUUACAUACCUGAUAAAGAAACAACGGUUAAAGGCACCCCAAUUUCCAGCAUCUCUGAGAACCCUCCACAGACUCAUAGGCUACUAUCAAGUCCAAACACUAGCAUUCCCUCCAGCAGUGGGUCCUCUCGGGCGUCGUCACGCAAGUCUUCAGGCAGAAGAAGCGUUCGAAAGAGUUCGUCACGCAUGCGGAAAAAGCAGAGCACAGGUAAUCAGAGCAACAAACUACAUAUUAUUCAUCGUAAGCAAAUACCAAUGAUAGCAGACUUAAUCACCAGUACUGAAGCAGAGCUCCGCAGCUUUCAGCAGCACUUGGAUGAGGUGCUUAAAAUUGCCAAGGAGGAUCCCAACAGAACGUGGGAGCGCGGCGAAGAAAUAAGGCUUCUCUGCCAGGCAAUCUCAGCCAAAAAGUCGGCUCUCAAUAAGCUAUGGAUCCUACGCGGAGAAACUGAUAAAGCUCUGGACGCGAUGGAGUCCGACAUUAACCAAAUACAUGCAUUAGGACAUAGAAUACAGGCACGGUUGAAGGCUCAUGACCACCCCCAAAGUGUACAUGCUUGUAGAUCAAGUAGCGCCAAAACAGCUAGCUUGAAAACCUAUGACAGUCCUCAGACACGGCGCUUUAGCAAAAGUGCCCGAGUCAGUUCCACAAAUACCAUUGAAAGCAUUUAUCCGUUGGCAUCUGGGACUCGGCCCAGGUCCAUCUCUGCUUCCAAACGGCAUGAAAAAUGUAUAGCGAGGCCUGUGUUUGAGCAAUUUAAGGCCCGACCCAAUCCAUUUCCACCGUGA
Giardia duodenalis is the source of this 1842-nucleotide messenger RNA. RefSeq lists its product as uncharacterized. The transcript has a single exon. Bases 1 to 1842 code for a protein of 613 amino acids. NCBI's taxonomy places the organism in Eukaryota, Fornicata, Diplomonadida, Hexamitidae. The record is from RefSeq and is a predicted model, not a curated record.